Messenger RNA from Solea senegalensis (Senegalese sole), 1949 nucleotides. RefSeq names its product neurabin-2-like. Gene Ontology annotation, cellular component: actin cytoskeleton; postsynaptic density; cytoplasm. Gene Ontology annotation, biological process: neuron projection development; actin filament organization; calcium-mediated signaling. The transcript is spliced from 5 exons. The record is from RefSeq and is a predicted model, not a curated record. Bases 216 to 1934 code for a protein of 572 amino acids. Gene Ontology annotation, molecular function: actin filament binding. Lineage: Eukaryota; Metazoa; Chordata; Actinopteri; Pleuronectiformes; Soleidae.
CAGGCUGCCUCUCAGUCUGUUCACUGGCAGGAGGAAUCAGCAGCAGCAGCAGCAGCGGGACAAUGGUGUGUCUCCUCCAGCGAGGACCCUAACGGACGCCGGCUGCUUUCCGACAAACUGCAACACAAGGAGGUGAAUGUCAAACAGCUCCAGGAUGCUGCUGUCCUCAUCCCUGCCGACCUGCUGUUCAUCAGGAGGUUUCUGAUUUGCCAAACAUGAUGAAGACUGAUCCCCCGUCCGCCACGGGGGGCAACGGGGCGCCGGGCGGGAGCAGUGGGGGCAACGGAAGCUCCAACCUGCGCAGUCCUUCACCCCACCGCAACGCGUACGAGGCCGGGUUGGCGGCGCUGAAGAAGGCGACCGACCACCUCAACAAUGCCGCCAACGGAGCCCCCGCCCCUUCCUCCAAGCCCGCUCUUCUGCCCCGCCCAACCGGGAGGGGCCGGAGAUAUGGAUCGAACGUGCACCGCAUCAAGAACAUGUUCAUGCAGAUGCAGUCGCCCGGUGACGAGGAGGACGGAGCCAAAGUGAUCGGUAAAGACCAGGAGGUGAAACUGUCUCUCCCAAGAGUAUCCAGCCUCAACGAGAACGUCGACCACAGUGCUCUGCUCAAGUUAGGUGGGACGGUGUCGGAGAGGGUCAACCGGUUUGACUCUAAAGGAAGCGGAGAGGACGGAUGCGCCGCCACAGGUUUAUCCAAACUGCAGGAGACCAGAAGGAUGUUCGAGCAGCGGACUCUCCAGGAGAAGCAAGCGGCCACAAACCGGAUCUUACUGAAGAAGGAGCGGGCUUCAGGCUUCCAGGACAGCCGUCUAGACGUCGUGGCUCGCUUUAAUGGCUCCACAGAGGCUCUGGACCGGCUGGACGACCCUCCUGCCCCGGCUCCUGCCCCUGCUCCGGCUCCGGCUACCAUUCCUGCUCCUGCAGCUCCAGCUGGGCCCGGCGAGGCUGUCAGCCCCACCGUGAGCCAACUCAGUGCUGCGUUCGAGAAGGGCGAACUGCAAAACAAUCUCUACCUCCCCAAGCGUCGCUCAGCCCCUGCCCUGGCACCAAAGCCCAAACCACCGGCCAGAACGGAGGCUGUCGGCAAGAAGGCAAAGGUGUUGCCUCCAGGUAAGGAGGCUCAUGAGGAGGAGACAGCAGGAGAGGCCACAGACCUACAAGAAGGGACUGGUUCUCUGCCGAGGAGCACAGAAGGAGUGGUGGCCAGUGAGGAGAGGGAUGGGUUCGGACAGUCAGGAGACCAGCUCUCUAACUCCUCCUACUCCUCAUCGUCCUCAGUGGCCGUCACUUCCUCCUCUUCCUCUUCAGAGGCCAAACCGGAGUUGGAGGCCCAGCCCACAACAACCGAAGCCAGAGGCUCAAGUACAGUGGCCGAUCCAGACCAGGAGCUGCACGGUGACGAGCAGGACGGCUCCACCAGCGGCUCGGAGGUCGCAGCCAGGCUGGUGCAGGCAGACGUUCAUGCCUCUUUGGAAAAUGGAGAAAAAGAGCCCCCGGGUUCCUCCCCCUCCUUGGAAGAGAAAGGAGUGGACUAUGAGAGGAGGGACGAGGAGGAAGAGGAGGAGGAGGAUAAUGAUGACGACGGCUCGAGGAAGGAGGAUUAUUCCGAGGGGGAUCCGGUGGAAAUCAGUGCGUACAGUGGGCUCGGAGAGGAGGACUCUGGGGGCAGCCAACUGGACGAUGAGGAGGACGAAGAAGACGAGGAGGAGUAUCAGCCAGAAAGCAGCUGCUCUGAGAUCACUGGCCUCCCUGAAGAGGAGGAGCCUGUGCCACCCAACAGGAAGAUUCAAUUUAGCACUGAGCCAAUCAAGGUGAGUGAGCUUUUGUUGGGUGACGCCUUCAACGUCUCCUCGGUGGAGGAGAAAUUCCAUUUUUCUGUUGUGCUUUUGUGGCAGAGGCACAACAGAAAAAUCUGUUAUGACUUUUUAUGAAAUCUCCUUGUGAUA